AAAUGGCCAUGUGCAUGAGUAUUCAAGAAGUUCACGAUCUUUUGGAUAAUAUUUCAACACUUAUUGGAGGAUUUUUAUAUGAUAAAGCAAAGGAAUCACUUGUCAGCCUCAAAUUUGACCCUUGGUCAUAAGUCAUAUGGUCAUUUGGCCAAAUCAUAUGAUCAUAUAAUUGGAUAAUGGGAACCCAACCAGGAACGGGAAAGGGAGGCUACAAAGCUGAGUCCUGUGACAUCUUGGAAUGUGCUGGUCAACGGUCUAAUACAGUUGUCUCUUGCUGAAAAAUCGUAUAUGAGCUUGAUGUUCCUGGCACACAAGAGUUUUCUUCGAAAAGAUAGCUCUGCGCGUGUGUGUUACGAGGCGCUCUCGCUCGAGUACCAGCGGGUGGCGGAUGGCCUGACUGACACCACACUGGACCUCUGCCUGCUGCGCGCCUACCGGCAGCUGCUGCACUUUGUGCGCGGCCGACUCACGCUGCUCGAGUUCUAUGAGAAGCUGUGGCUGGUCGGUUCGGGCAAGAUACGUGGUGUUUCGGAGCUUACUGAACAGCUGGAGAACUUCGCCAGCGACCAGGAGGCCAACUUUGACCACCCGCACCUGGCGGCCCUCAAGGCUGUGGUCCGGUGAGAACCAGUCUGUCACUGGCCGGACGUGCCAUCAGGACGAUGGGUUGCUUGUGUCCGGACGUGUGACAAGGUACGAGGUGCGAACGCUGCUAUCGAUGCUGCGGACCCAGGAGCAGCUGGAGACGUGGCAAUUUCUGCCGGCGCUAAUGAGUCUGAACGAGGCGCACACCCACCUGAACAAGUUCUCUGCGUGCGUCCAGUCGCGUGAGACGCGGCGCCUGCUGUUCCGGCGCGCCAGCCAGGAGCCGGAGCUGAUCCAGUGGCUGCAGCGACUGCGCGCCGCACUCGUCGCCACCUUCUCACUCUAUUUCCGCGAGGUGCUCAGCGCCCAGAGCUCGGGCUCAGAGUUCAAGGCUCUGUGCGCCAAGACGGCCGCCGACCACUUUGCCAGGCUGCAGAGCUUCCAGCGCAAGAUGGACGCCGCGCUGGUGGCGCUGGCGUUUGACGGCACUGAGGAGGCGGUACGGGGCGGGCUCGGCUACAGACACCCGGAGCAGCGCGUGCCGCCGGCAGGACAGCACCCCAAACCGUACCCGGCCGUGCUCUGCUGCUCGAAGAGUGACGUGCAGGCGGCGCUCUGGCCCGAGGUGGUGGCCGCCCUCGCCGAGCCGAAGCUCGAGCUGUCCUCCAGCCGCGUCAGCCACGCGUGGCUGGGCCCGAGCGCCGCGCAGUCGGCCUUCUUCCUGGCCAUCAGCGACUGCCUCACCCUGGUCGUGGUGUUCGACGGCCGCCGGUCGGAGAAGGACAGCUACGUCACAUCCUUUAUGCUGGAGACCGCGGCAGCGCUCCGCUGCAGCAAGAUCUACCACAGCCUCAGACCCGGCGCCAAGUGAGCCGCGCGGCCCAGUGAGGGCGCUGUAUGAGUGAUAUGUGGGUCCCGUGACCAGUAAUGGCGGUCCGUGAGCCGCGUCGCUGACUGACGGUGGUCAGCGAGUCUAUUGGGCGAACCGUGUCUUUGGUAGGGUCGCCCACCAGGCUGUGAUAUUCCUCGGCAAUGGGAGUGAAGCACGCAUUUGCGUUUGACCUGGUUGAAUCGUCGCGAUUGGCCGUAGCGUUAACGGGAAAGUGUACUCGUCGUAAGGAUGGUCUAGCCGCACGUGUUUUAAGAUAGUGCGCGGUUCGAUGCGAUAUCAUACCGUCAGUCGAGCAUGUUUCAGCUCAGGAGACCCGGCGCUGAUAUGGAUCUCGCAGUGACGCCAUAGUUUUACUAUUACGUUUAGCGGUAUUUAUCGGGAAAAUACUUGUACGCUGAUUAUAUUUGGUUUCGACUUUCGAGGGUACAUCGCGAUGCGUCCACGCAUGAUAUCAAUCGCAGUCAAAUAAAUAUGCAAAGAGCUA
Amphibalanus amphitrite is the source of this 1961-nucleotide messenger RNA. Its product is annotated as KICSTOR subunit 2-like. The transcript is spliced from 9 exons. Gene Ontology annotation, biological process: cellular response to glucose starvation; negative regulation of TORC1 signaling; cellular response to amino acid starvation. Bases 485 to 1456 code for a protein of 323 amino acids. Gene Ontology annotation, cellular component: KICSTOR complex. The record is from RefSeq and is a predicted model, not a curated record. NCBI's taxonomy places the organism in Eukaryota, Metazoa, Arthropoda, Thecostraca, Balanomorpha, Balanidae.